GUUGUUCCGAUGACGGAGGGGAUGUGACGUAACAAUAUUUCCUCAACGCGUCGGUUUUUCCCUGGGAAGAUGGCGACCGUUACAGCAGCUACCUCAGAAUGGAUCCAGUUCUUCAAAGAUGCUGGGAUCCCUGCUGGACUGGCUGUCAACUACGCAGUGUCAUUUGUUGAUAACAGGAUUCAGAAAAGCAUGCUCAUGGACCUCAGUAAGGAAAUAAUGAUGGAUUUAGGAAUCACAGUCAUCGGGGACAUCAUAGCCAUUCUCAAACAUGCAAAGCAUGUGUAUAGACAGGGUAUGUGUAAAAUGACAACUGAGGCCAUUUCGUCUGGACAGACUAGUGUACAGGCUGAACUGAGACGUACUGCUAACACUCCUGCCACACGCAUGAUCGCCAAUGCUUUGAGCCGGGACUCCCCACCAAAUACGCCUGCCCGGCACCCAGACAACCGGAUUUCAGUAACGGUCUCCAACGCCAGUGCUAAAACAGUGCCCAGCAAGCCAGCAGAUGAAAAUGGGUUGCAAGUGAAGCGGCGGAAAGUCACAAGAGAAAUCGAGGGGAAAUAUGUCAUUAACAUGCCAAAAGGCACAACAGCUCGCACUCGGCGCAUCCUGGCACAGCAGGCCAAAAAAGCUAAGGUUUUAAAGCGUACUUCAGUGUUUGAUAGACUUGGGGCAGAGUCUAAGGCAGACACCACCUCAGCCAAUAAGCCAACAGGUGUGUUUAGCCGACUGGGUAAAGCAGAGGAAGAUGUAGAGGGUGGAGAAAAGACUGAUGGUGUUACAGAAGCGUUCGAGGACCAUGACAGCGACGGAGAGGGCUCAGUGCUGCAGUAUGCUGGCGUCCUCAAACGACCCCUGCCCACUUCUAACAAAGAGACUGUAACCUCCAGAUCAAAACCCUUCACUCUGCGUCGACUAGGUGCAAAGUACAAACUCCCCUCAUCUGAAGGCACACCACCAAUCUCCUCUACUUCCUUCUCCAACCAGGAGGGGACACCCAAAUUGGGUGUACUGCAGAGAUUAGGCAAGGUCCCAUCAGUCAACCCUACCUCCUCGACCCCACUAGUCAGUCAGCCUGCAGACACCCAGGACAGUCGCGUUACGAGUAGCAGAAGCAAAGCCCAGGGCAGCUUUGCUCUGGCCAGCUCUAAGGUCAGUAGUAGCACAGGUGACACUCACGGGGCUCAGAUGGAUGCUGGGGCAGUCAGUGUAUUCAAGAGACUGGGUGCCCGGAAAACCUAAUACUCAAAAAACUGAAAGGGCACCACUGUUUUAUUCAGCUUGCCCCUUUUAUAACUUAAAACCCACCUGAAUUUCCAUUUGAGUGAGUGGAGAAACCCUUGACCACCCUUGAUGGAUUGGGAAGACGAUAUGCUGUACCUCAUGGACUGUAAUAAGUUGAUGAUAUUAGGGGGAAAAAAUGGACAGCUGCAAUAUGUUUUAGAUGUCAAUGUGGACAUACCUUUUGUCCUUAUGUUUGGUUAUAGGAAUCAUGCUCUAUCCUGCUUUCCUAAUUUUAUAACUACUCUACUGUGCCCCUGUGAGUGGAACAGUUUUCCAGAUUAAAGAGGGUUGUAAUUAAGUUUUUUAAUGCAUGGUGCCCAGCAUUAAAUGCUCAGUCAAAAAAUGUUAAAAGAUUUUCCCAUUACAGUAGCCAAAAGACAUUGGUGAAAGAAUUUGAUAUGUUUACCAAAAACAUUCCUCAGUGAAGUAAGCACAUGAUCAAUGAUCACCCCCCAGUUUAUAAAGGGAUAGUUCACCCAAAACUGAAAAUUCUGUGAUCAUACAAUCACCCUCAUGUCAUUCCAAAAAUGUAUGAUUUUUCUUUCUUCUGUAGAAAACAAAAUAAAAUUUGUUGUUUGUUUUUUGAUUAAAUGAAAGUAACCGAAAUGAUUUGGUUGUCAAUUCUUCAACCUAUUUUUUUGUUCUGCAGAAAAAAAAAUGUCACCGUUUUGGACAAAAGGGCGCAUAAAUGGUGACUCUUAAUUUUUGGGUGAACUAUCCCUUUCACUUGAAGGAUCUUUAUAAUAAAGAAAAAGCAUUUUAAUGGCUUCAAACUGCACACAUGAGCAUUACCAUUAAUACACCUUAACCUGCGGUCACAUAAAAUAACAUUUAACAUAUAUUUAUAAUGAAAAAAAUAAAAUAAUAAAAACAUACAAUCUA
Carassius gibelio (silver crucian carp) is the source of this 2166-nucleotide messenger RNA. RefSeq lists its product as uncharacterized. Lineage: Eukaryota; Metazoa; Chordata; Actinopteri; Cypriniformes; Cyprinidae. The record is from RefSeq and is a predicted model, not a curated record. Bases 70 to 1242 code for a protein of 390 amino acids. Gene Ontology annotation, cellular component: nucleus. The transcript has 8 exons.